Molecule: messenger RNA, 908 nt
Organism: Gamsiella multidivaricata
Lineage: Eukaryota; Fungi; Mortierellomycota; Mortierellomycetes; Mortierellales; Mortierellaceae
Exons: 3
Coding region: 68-496 (142 amino acids)
Source: RefSeq, a predicted model, not a curated record
UGACAAAAUAAAGCAGGCUUGCAACACUCCUUCUCUACUUCCCAUUCCCAGUAAAAAGCGAUCAAGAAUGGCUGACACUGCACAGGAAUUACCCAAGGAACUCGAUCUUGAUGGCCUGGUCCACUUGGAGAAUAUGUUCGUCGAGUAUGGUCGAGAGGAUGGUUUGGCGGCAGGAGUGAGGAGCGGCGUAAUUGAAGGAAGGGUGAUGGGAUGCGAAAAAGGAUUCGAGCUCUCUCGCGAGGUUGGAUAUUAUGCUGGAUGUGCUCAGCUCUGGAAGGCUAUCGCGCAGUUCGAUCAGGAGCGCAUUCCCGAGAAGACUCUGAAGAAGAUCAACUCGCUUCUGGACCUUAUCAACUCCUUCCCGCGCCAAAACCAAUUGGACGACGAUGUAAUUGCGCUUUUGGACAGGAUUCGUGGCAAAUUUAAGACAGUUGCAUCCGCAUUGCGGACCACUGAGCGAUAUGCAGAGGCACCCAAGAGCAAGAUGUUUUAUUAACGUCGGUUGUUGUUCCAGGAAUCAAUACGGAUGUCAUCACGACCAAUUUGUCGCCAGCCAUGGCUUGCCUUACUUGGUACCGAAUCUCCUCAUCUUUGCUGAUAAGAGUACUUCUAUUGCGAUGCAUGGGAUUCUUCGACGUUAAAAUGAAAAUCACUACUUGCCAGUGGAGCAGCUUUGACCGCGUUGCUCGUCUUCAAUGGGAUCCUGGAAUCUCGUCUAUCCAUGUCAAGUCCGUACGAAUGCACAUGCGUUGCGACAUGGCACUUUGCAAUGCAGAUCGCGCAAUGGCGCACAGUCCACUCUACGCUUUGUCUGCCGUCGGUAUCAGUAGCAGUUCAGACCGAUGUGUGCUGCUGAAAUAAACUUUUUUUUUCGCCUUCGUCAAUCUCCAAUUGUAUCAGAAUCAUCG